This is a messenger RNA of Talaromyces proteolyticus, 4033 nucleotides long. RefSeq lists its product as uncharacterized. NCBI's taxonomy places the organism in Eukaryota, Fungi, Ascomycota, Eurotiomycetes, Eurotiales, Trichocomaceae. The record is from RefSeq and is a predicted model, not a curated record. The transcript has 4 exons. Gene Ontology annotation, biological process: protein phosphorylation. The coding region runs from base 99 to 3905 and encodes 1268 amino acids. Gene Ontology annotation, molecular function: ATP binding; protein kinase activity.
GGUAGGCAUUUCUAGGCCACAUCAGCUAUUACAAGCCCUAUUUUACAGGGAGAUAAAUAGUUGCCUUCUAAUUGUUAUUUUAAAUUGGCCAUGUGACUAUGACUGAAACUGAUACACUGCAACUGAAUGCUUCACGGCUUAAAGCCGAUGUCCGACUAGCCCAGGCAGUAUCCGAAUUCAAAGCCUCCAUAUCUCGUGAUGAUAAGACAAAGUUACAGAAUAUACUGUCGAGCUUUCAGAAUCGCACUCCAGAUGCCUCCGACGUCAAGCAAGUAAUCGCUGAAAUCGAUAUGUCCAUAAGCAAGAAAUCGAGGCGAUGCUUUGGCCCCAGACUCAUGAAUAUCCUCGAGGCUGUUCAGCAGUAUGCCUCUCUCGGUGACGUCGUUCUCGGGGCCUCCCAGAAUAUAGUUGCUUGUAGUGUCUGGGCCCUGGUGCGAAUGACGUUAACGAUGCUCACGCAGUCGGUCACUUAUCUUGAGAACUUAAGUAUUCUUUUUAUGAAUGCCGGAAGAAACGUUCCUCGAUAUCAUGACAUGGCUUUACUUUUCCCCCGGUCGAAAAGGCUCCAGGAAGGCCUCUGCGAAUAUCUCAUCGUCGUUGUCAAUAUUUGUCAACAUUACGUCAAAUACAUGCAAAAAUCUUUUAUCUCUCAAAUUCCAAUUGCAGUAUCUGGUUCGGGACUACAGAAGUUCCAAAAUAGCCUCACAGAAUUGGCGGACUUUAUCAUGAGGGAGGUGACAAUGCUCCUAGGUCAAAAAGCGGUGGAAGAGGCGAAUGAGGGUUCACGAUUUCGAAAGAUGAUCACUACCUUUAAGGAAAAUCGAGAAUACUACCAUCAACUGUCAAUUAAACUCCACUGGCUUGAGGCAUGUUCUAAACAUGAUUAUAAGACAACGUGGAAGCAAGCACGCAAAAGCGGAACCACAUCAUGGUUUACCACAGUGACAGAAUAUCGGGAUUGGAGAGACCAUCAACAAACCUCAUCAUCGUUACAUGCUCUCCUCUGUACUGGGAAGCUUGGGUCUGGAAAAACGGUUCUAAUAGCUAAUAUGGUCGAUGAUCUCAGCCUCACUGUUGCAAAGGGCACUUUGGCCUAUUUCUUUUGUCGGUACGACAUUGCAGAGUCUUUGACAGCAAGGAACAUCAUUGGUUGCUUGGCUCGGCAACUACUUGAUCAGCAAGCCAUUGAUAUGAAAGAGCUAGCCAAUAGAUUUGGAAAAGAAAGCUCACCCCCAGACAUUGCGAAGAUUUUAGAUAUUUUGCAAUCUCUUGUUCCGCGAGACCCCAUUUACUAUUUUAUCCUCGACGGGCUUGAUGAAUGCAGCGAGAAAGAGGCUAAUGAAUUGAUGGAGUUUCUUCAAACUCUCCGAAAGGUUUUCAAGUUACGUUUAUGCGUGUCUUUUAGAACGGACGCUGGCCGCCAGUUCAAGGAAAUAUCUGUACCACGAGGAAAGAAAUGGACUUUGGAGAUGCCCGAAGAAAAUCCUGACAUAGGAAAGUAUAUUGAGUCUGAGCUUCGGGAUCGUCUACAAUCGGAGAAGUUGACAGUAGGGAAUCCGGCCAUCAUACUGGCUAUUCAAGAGGCCUUGUCCAGAGGAUCUCAAGGAAUGUUCCUUUGGACUGCACUACAGCUUGACUGCCUCUGUGCAGAAGACACAGACGAGGCAAUUCUUCAAGCACUAGGAACCCUCCCCAAAGAUUUAUCUGAAAUCUUCACUCGACUCCUUCAGAAGGCGGAUAGUUCUAGUUCUAAUAGAUAUCGGCAGAAGAUAGUAGAGCUUAUCAUUUCUGCUCACCGUCCGCUAACCCUUUCAGAACUUCAAGAGGCCCUGGCUGUGACUCCGGGUGAGACCCAGUGGGAACCGGCAAGAUUAAUCAAUAAUAUCCGAGCGACGCUACGAUGCUGCAAAAGUCUAAUAAUAGUUGACGAAGAAGAAGAAACCGUUCGAUUUGCGCACCAUAGUAUUCAGAAAUUCUUCAUCACCCCUGGCGACAACGGCCUUACAAUUCCUAUAAAUCCGGAUGAGGCAAGGCGAGGGAUGGGCCGGAUCAUACUCACCUACCUUAAUUACGACGUUUUUGCAGGCCAAAUGACGCGCACCAUGCCUCCCACCGUUCCCAUCACAGAAGCGCCAUCAAAGAUUUUACGCUCCAUAUUUAGUGAGUCAAAGGCUCGUAAGGAAAUCGCGCAACUGCUUGUUCAAUCGCGGAAGCAUAUCCCGUAUGACAUUAGUCAAGUUUUCGCUCAAACAGCUAUGAAUAUUCAAAGCAGAUCAGUAAGAGAAUUUCCUUUUCUCAAAUACGCUAAAGAAGCUUGUUUUUAUCAUAUAUCAGGUCUGUGGCAGGAAGAAGGAAUGAUGAGUAGGCUAUGGAAUGAGUUACUAGGUAGAGGCCAUACUGGACUUGUGAUCACAGAUUGGGUGAAAUUCGAGUUGGACAGUUCCAUGUUAGAGGGCUUGGGUGGGAAAUUCGUUCCCAGGGAUGCUCAGGACCAAAUUCUCAGCCCUCCCGUAGUAAAGAGGAUUGUCGACGAAUACGUUGAUGGCAACACAAAUAUUCACGCCCUUUCAGCAUUCUUCACUACUCAAAGGACAUGCCUUGCCAUUCUGGUAUAUCAAAAGAUGACAAAACACAUUCCAUUCGUUUUCAACCUUAAGAUCACAGAUAAAGAUUUACCUAUACAGAAAUCAGCUUUGACUUCACUCUUACGGUCGAGGUUGCGAUCUCCUCGAGCUUCGAGUGAUUUUAAUGUGGAUAUCUUCUAUGAUGGCCAGUGGCCAUUCGUUGCUCCUAUACUGUCUCCGAAAAUGCACCUAGAGCAGGAAUUCCGCAUAAUGCCGUUGACCCCCACAGGGCAUAAAAGCGGUCCAACGGCAUUCCUCCAGACGGCAUCCGUCCACCCAGCACAUCAUCGAUUCUCCUAUCCGUAUCAAUCUCAAGGACUUCUCUCUCAUGGUAACGAAAUUGCAGACCGAAACAGUGGCCCCAUCGUCGUUAUCAAGAUGCUCAGGCAUCAAACAACUAGAAACAUAUACGAGCAAGAAUUUUUCAAAUCUCCAAAGGCAGAACAUCUCGUUAGACACCUUGCAUCUUACAGGAAGGCUGAGGUGGAUUUUAUACUCUUCCCCCUUGCAAAAUAUAAUCUGGAGAAAUUUUGGAAUCAGGAUCCAAUACAAAGAUCAGACCCAAAGGUAGCACAGUGGGCGCUAAAGCAGAUGAUCGGUAUUGCAAAUGCCUUGGAGGUAGCCCAGAUUAUGCCAUAUCCACGAACCGAAAAUGGAUACCACGGUAAUAUCGAGCCAAAGUGUAUCCUCUGGUUUAACACGGAUAACAGGCCUGGGGGAGACCCCUUUGGGAUCUUACAACUUAAUUUCAAUUUUGCUUUUCCAUCUCAGAGCAAGCCCUCACUAUCAAAAUUCGAUCUUUCUGAAACGUACCGGGCUCCAGAGACGCAGAUCAAUGAACAGAAUAACAAGAAAACGGACGUUUGGAGUCUUGGAUGUGUAUACAUUGAAUUUAUCACUUGGGUUCUGAUGGGGUGGUCAGGUAUCCAACAAUUGCGAAACUCGUCAAAAAAACAUCAUUCGGUGUACGAAAGUUUGUUUUUCAGGGUCCAUCUAGAUCCCAAUUCAGCCAUGCUUCGGGCUUCCUUACGAGAAGAAAUAACCAGCUGGGUAUCCAUGCUUCAAGAGCUGCCUAAUUGCUCAAAUCAAAUAAGUGAAGCUCUUAUCCAUAUUAUGACAUACGUUAUGGUGGUGAAUCCGGAGGGACGCGAUACUGCUUCGAAACUUGCAUAUGGACUUAGCAAUAUUAUGCGCUCAAUAUCCACAGAAGCGAUAUUACAUCGACAGGUACUACCUGAGUAUCAAUCCUUUCUGGAAAAAGAAAACUGGGCAGAGUGUUAGCUAUCCCUUCGGUGGCGGUGGUUUUCUUCCUUGUUUAAGUGAUAGGAGGCGUUUGUCAAGUAUUUAUUCUAGAUUUAGGCACUAGGUUCUAUAUGUGAAAUGCCAGGUCCUUGUAUUGUCAACCAUUA